AAGGAUAAGACAGUGCUGCUGCCCGGCGACGCUGGCCCCGGCGCGGCCGAGGCCGAGGGGGACGGGCCGGCGGUCACCAUAUUUGAGGACCUGGAUGAUGGCAGCCUGGGCAGCAAAGGGCGCGUCACGAUCUACUGCAUAUCGGGUGCGCCUGAUGGGUUCAGGGUUCCGCGUCUCUAG
This is a messenger RNA of Monoraphidium neglectum, 180 nucleotides long. RefSeq lists its product as hypothetical. The transcript has a single exon. The record is from RefSeq and is a predicted model, not a curated record. The annotation marks the transcript as partial. NCBI's taxonomy places the organism in Eukaryota, Viridiplantae, Chlorophyta, Chlorophyceae, Sphaeropleales, Selenastraceae.